AUGGUUAUACACGAAAAUGAAGUAUACUCUCAAGUCAUGGGCUAUAUUUCUAUAGCCUGCUGGGUCGUUUUCAGCAUUCCACAAAUAUACGAGAAUUACAAGAGGAAGUCGGGAGAGUCCCUAUCGAUUAUUUUUCUUUACAUAUGGUGCGCCGGUGAUUUCUUGAACUUGAUGGGAUCUUUGUUCCAACACUUAUUACCUACUGUGAUUAUUCUCGCAGUCUACUAUAACAUUGUAGACAUUAUGUUAAUUUCUCAAGUCUAUUACUAUCGACUGCGUCGUAGUAAUUACGAAGAAAUUGUAUGCGAAUAUGGCACAUUUGAAUCACAAUCGCCGCCAUCACCUCCUCCUCCACGUCCCAAAUCCAAAAAAUUUAUCGAGAUAGCAAUUGGGAUCUUCGCCGUUUGUUUAACCGGAGUGAUUGCAUAUUACUUCUCCAGUAGGUCGCAGGAGGUAAAAAAUAAUAAAGAUCUAGUUCCCCUCUUAUUUGUCCAGCGAGAACAUCUGGAACUUUUUCCUCAAGUUUGCGGAUGGAUCAGUACACUUCUUUAUCUUGGAUCAAGAAUUCCGCAGAUCAUCAAAAAUUACACGACAAAGUCCACCGAAGGACUAUCACUUGCAAUGUUUUGUUACGCCGUGUUGGGGAAUAUUACAUUCUGUUUGUCAAUAAUCUUGAAUUCAACCGAUUACGAAUACUUAAUAAUAAAUUUUGCAUGGUUAUUGGGAAGUGGUGGAACUCUGAUUUUCGACUUUAUUAUCUUUGCUCAAUUCUACAUGUAUGGUCGAUAA
This is a messenger RNA of Acaulospora morrowiae, 789 nucleotides long. Lineage: Eukaryota; Fungi; Glomeromycota; Glomeromycetes; Diversisporales; Acaulosporaceae. The record is from the annotation of a GenBank genome assembly.